CUAAAAACAAGUAAUAUUGUAUUACAGUUUGACUAUAAGGUGAUGUUUAAAACAACGAAUAAAAAGGAGAACAGUUUUAAAGAGUCGCGCAUGAUGAAUCUGUAUAUAUAAGCAGAAAAUAGCGGUAUCCUCAUCCCUGAUUGUUGUUUUACAAUGAGGCUUGUGGAGCCACAUUCGCACUCGGUCGCACAGCGCGAGAGGUAGUUGAUAGUAUAACGUCAUUUGAACAGUGGCUAUCGUACGUGUUGUGCGAUCCCCAAACAAAAUACAUCGUGUAUGAAUUUGUCAGAUGGGUUGUGUGAGAGGAAAGACACGAAGACUUAAUGUGGACCCUACCGCAAGAUGGUUAGAGAGACUAGACACCUCUGGAUUGGAAAUAUACCGGAUAAUAUUCGUGAGGAAAGGAUAUUGGAUCAUUUUAAACGGUAUGGCAAGGUUCAGAGUGUGAAGAUUUUACCAAAAAAAGAUGAAAACACAUCCACAGUGGCCGCAACUGUAGCAUUCAUAGACAUUCGAUCUGCUGCCAAAGCGCACAAUGCAGAUAAUAAAAUAGACGAAAGGACGUUAAAAACUGAUUAUUAUGAACCCCCAGUGUCUAGUGCGGCCAGUUCUGCUACUUGUAUUUACAUCCACGAGAAAGACGACGCUUUAGGACGUUCUAUUGCACCUUUGUACCCUGCGGCGAGGGCGCCAAGAUACCCACACUGUGUACCAGAAGAUAGGUCCUACGAACGGCCCCCUCUCUACUACGACCGCCUUGGCGAGAGGGACCCUUAUUUGAGGCGUUCCGUUGGAAUUGGUUACCAUGACGACGAAAGUUACCAGGCUAGAGGAAGAUCACGAGAUAGAUUUUUACGCACAGCACCAGGAAGUGUAUAUCCGGACGGAACAGAGCGGAACCAGGGGCAUUUUCCUCGUAGUCACACACAACGACAGCAUUUUGAACAGCAGCGUUAUCCUUCACCACUUGACCAAUACACUGACGAACAAGCAGCGGUGUCUUCUGGACCAGGGAGGCUACUACGAAGAUCAACAAUAGCAUCUUCAUCUGUCAGCUCAACUGUUGAUUCUCCACCACCCUCACAGAGUGGGAAGCGGCGAAGGCCGUCAAGACAGUCGCCCCAUUCUCAUUCAGGCUCCAGAUCAAACUCUCAAACUCGAUCACGGUCAAGCUCUCAUAGUAGUAGCGGUAGUCGGUCUUCUAGCUCAUCAUCAAAACUUCGAAGCAGUUCUACCAACAGCAGUAGUAGGUCACCAUCACCGUCCAAGUCUCAGUCACCAGCGACUUCUUUUGAGAGCCACGAAAGUGGAAAAACAGGACGAUCUGAUCGGCCUAGUAGCACAGUAUCAACAUCAUUUUUGCAAUCUGUUGGAACAAAUCUAAAUGUUGGCAGUUUAUCUGUAGGAAAUCAGUCACAGAAUUGUUUGAUAAACCCUGUAAAAAACCACAGUGAACGCGAGGAACGAAGGGUAUUGAGCAUCUGUGUGCGUAAUUUACCAGUACGGUCAACAGAUACAAGCUUGAAGGAUGGAUUAUUUCAUGAAUACAAGAAGCAUGGAAAAGUCACCAUGGUAAAAGUAAUUGGUCAGGGACCUGACAGAUAUGCCGUAGUUUGCUUCAAAAAACCAUCUGAUGUAGAGAAGGCUUUAGAGGUUUCCAAAGAGAAGUUGUUUUUUGGCUGCAAAAUUGAAGUCACGGCACAUGAAGGGCUGGAUGGUGAAGAUAACGAGUUUCGUCCUCUUGAGGCUGACUUAGAUGAAUUUCACCCCAAAGCAACAAGAACAUUAUUCAUUGGCAAUCUAGAAAAAGAUAUUACUCAUUCAGAACUCAGAAAACAUUUUGAACAGUUCGGGGACAUCAUUGAAAUUGAUAUAAAAAAACAAGGAGCAACCAGUACAUCCUUGUACGCUUUUAUUCAGUUCUCGGAUAUUACUAGUGUUGUGAAAGCAAUACGGAAACUAGAUGGUGAAAACCUCUAUGGGACUAACAGGAUAAAACUAGGGUUUGGUAAGAGCAUGCCUACAUGCUGUGUGUGGAUAGAUGGUGUUGUGGACUCUGUGCCAGAGAAGUUCCUCAGGCGUCGUUUUGGACCAGUCAGAGAUGUUGUGAUAGAUAGGGAAAAGGGCCAAGCCCUAGUGUUUUAUGAUUCAGUAGACAUUGCCCAAAAUGUGGUCACAGAAAUGAGAGGAAGAAUGUUUGGAAGCAAAAAGCUGCAGGUUGAUUUUGCUAGUUGUGAAUGCCAGACUGCAUUCUGUGACAAACUUACAUCACCAGGAUUGAACAGUUUACCAGAUGAUCGACCAUGGGAGCGAAGAGAGAGGGGUGGAAGAAUAGGAUAUGUUAGUAGACCUUAUGGUCACUAUGAUGGUCAACAACGUUCUGGUAGGGAAAAUAUCAGAGCUAUGCCCCGUGGGGGUUAUAACAGUCGUAGUCGAGGCCAGCCAUUCAGUGGGAGGUAUGAGACCUACCAUGAUGAUGUUUUGGAGAGGAGGCAUUGGAACUUCACAGAGGAUUAUAAUCAAGGUAGUUUGGAAGAUUCAUAUGAACAAGAACUCAGAGAGUAUGGUUACAGUCAGCGAGAACGGAGAGAGUUUGGAAGUGAUGAGCGCUGCAACGUUAGAGAGAGAAGCUAUAGUCCUUUACGAAGACAAGAUACUAACAGUAUUAGUCCAUCAAGAGAGAGAAACAGGGAUGAUCGGAGUACCAGUCCCUUGGCUAGAAGUGAACGAUCAUCAACCAGGGGAAGUUCGAGGACAGCAGAUGGCCACCUUUCCAAAUAUGGUGGAAGAGAGGAAGGUUCAGAAGAUGGAGUAAAUAAUGAUGAAAAAGAUUGUAACAAGCCAUUGGAAGCUGAUGUUAAAUUUGAACGAAAAAGAAGUAAGCAGUGGAACAAUACCAGUGAUUUGGAGAACCAACAGAGUCAGUCUCCUACACAUUCCAUACAUCACAGUAGUAGUAGAAGUCCUCCUCCCAAAGAAAGGAAAUGUUCAAAAACAUGGGAAAAGUUAAAUAACCAUUUAAAGGGUCUUAGCAGUGACACUCUGAAUAGUCCCAGUCGAGAUGAUUUUUUUAAUGAGGAAGUGGUGAAUUCUGUUAAUAAAGAAACCUCUAGUGAGAAAAGAAACAACAAAAUGGACAAAAACAAAAAUGAUCUCAAAGACUCUUUUGUGACAUCCUCCUCACUACUAACAUCAACCACAGCAGCCUCUUAUGACUCUGUGGAUAGUUUCAAGACUGAAACUGGACAUCAUAAAAAAAGAGUACACAAUGAAUGUGUGGAAGAAAACUCUGUAAAUGAUCUCAUAGGCCAGACAGAAAGAAAGCAUAAACUACUUAGUGUGAGCCAUCUACCUUUGAGUAGAGAUGUGUCUUCUUCUAAAAUUCAGUCUAAAGAAGAUGCUGAAAGUAAAGUAGUAAGUAUAAAAAAUACUAAUUCUUCCACAAGGUGUAAAACACCAGAAGCAGUUGCUUCGUGUAAUGAAAGAAGUGAUUCAGUUGAAUGUUUAGAAUCUGUUAGCAUACCUGCAAAUGUAAGCAACAUAGAAAAACAUUGUAAUUCUGAGAUUACAAAUCUGAAAGACUUACAGCAAGAACAUGUGAAUAUAUUGCAGCUUCUGGAACAACUCCAAGAUAAAGAAAGGUCCAGUGACAUUGAUUGUUCCACAGCCAAUGGACAACAAUCCAAAAUAAGGAAGUCGCAAACCAACAUGGAAGCAAAUGUCUCGGGUACUAUGGAAUACACCAAAAUAAGUACCAAAGACUCCCUAAGUGUUGCAUUAGUGCAGAAAGGUGGUGGCAAUGAUGACAAGUCAGUUUUGUGUACAACACCAGAGAUAAGUCAUACAAAAGUCAAUGAGAGUAAUGGGGCAUCCGAAGCUACUAAGUUGGUAGCUUCACAACGACCUGUAGAUCCUCGUAGGUGUGUUGAGCAUCACAGUGUUUCAUCUACCUCUUCUCUUAAUGCUCUUCAUAGUCUUAGAAGACCAUCAUUGCAUCAUGUGGAUCAUUCUUUAGACAUGGCCACUAAGAAAUGUCAUGAACUACUUACUACAAAUUUUGCUGCUGUUGAAGGAGAGGUUGGUUCUACUGUUGACUCUUCAACCAGCACUCCUUUCAAGUAUCAGUCAAAACUAAAGGAAGAUGAAGUUUCAUCUUCUAGUGACAGCACCACAGUUUGCCAUUCAUCAUCAGGGAUGAUUGACUUAAUCAAAACGUUUUCAUCUAGACUGCAGUCAGUGUCUGAUAACACAACUCUUUCGGCACAUGAAACUAAGAAAGAAAUGAUCCCAUUGUCACUUCCUUUGCCCAAGUUUGCUGCUUCCUUACGAUCCCCUAAAACAUCACCAAAUUCAUUAACUUCCCCAAAAGCCCCAGUAUGUAGUCCCAAAAGUGGGCAGUCUCCAUCAUCAGCAUUAGGAUGUAAAGUUUUUACUCCUCGUAUUCUUCGAGAUACAGCCAAGCCAGAGCAUCUUGAUAGUCCAGAUCCUGUACGAGAAAAUGAGGACAGGUUAAAGAUUGAGGGAAUAAAUACCAUUCUUACCAUUCCUAGACCAGCUGUAAGUAGUACAGAUAGUUGUAUUGUGGAAACUGUGACACCUAUUUUGCAUCUCAAGAUCGAAAAAAGUACAGAGAAUAUUUCAGACUCUGAGUGUUCUCCUAUCUCUUCUCCAAGCUGCCUUGAAAAACGAAUUAAAGCCCUCGAUGAGAAGUUCACAGCAUGGUCAGCUUCAACUACCAACACUGAAACACCAGCAGAAACUUCUGUAACACCAGUUAUAGACUAUCAAAAGUAUAACAUUAAAAAGAGACCCAAGUUUGAUUACAUGGCCCCUAAACCAUCAGAAAUAAUGAAGACUCUUCUUGCAAAGUCCAGUAUUUUUGACCAGGAUUCAAAACGACUGGAGCACAUCAAUGAAAAAUAUGAACCAAAAGAAAUAAAAUUUGACGACUCUCCAAAAAUAAAGCCUUUCUUUAGAACAAAAGCUGCAGCAAAAGAAUUCUCAAGUCCAAUCCAGCCAUUAAACAAUCUUUCCAAUGCAAUUGGACAAAGUUCCCUGGGUGUGAAUAAGCUACCUGUAACUAGCAGUGUUGUCACCACCAAUACACUUUCACCUUCUCUAACACCACCCACUGUGAGUAGUACAGCAACAACUACAACCACAUCAGUUAGUCACAUUGUAGUAUUUAAUCGUGAAACCCAACCAUCUUCGUGUCAUUUCAUGCCUUUUUCACAGUUAACACCAGAGUCAGCCAAGACAACCCUACCAUCAGUUCUCACAAAUGUUUCUGAAAAUGAACUGCCACAAACUAAAUUUAGUAAAGACUGCUCCACUGCUUCAGUUUUCCAGGAAAACACUUCAGACCCCACUAGCAACCUAACUAUAAAGAAAGAGCAAUCACUCAGUCCUCCUGCUUGCUCCAGCAUAUCAACAAGUAGAGAAAGCCCACUAUCACAUGUAGUGAAUCACAUCACUUCUGUAACAGCAGUUGUCACACAAAGAGACUUUCUUCUGAACUGUAUUAAAAAUGAACCAACAGAACUAAGGAAUUUUACAUUUGAAAAUAAUGAAAGUUCAGUAAACGAUAUUCCAUCAAAGCAAGACAUCAUGUUAGGAUGUAAGAACAGUGACUAUAAUAUACUGAAGGAAGAUAUCAAGAAAGAAUCUUCUCCAUCAAAAGAAGCCCAAACUUUUAAUAAAGAAUAUCUACCAUCAAAACAAAAGGAGCAUCAUUUUAAUCAAAAAGAUUUGUGUAGUAUCACUGAAAAUGUAAAAAAGGAACCAGUGCAAAAUAGUUUUGAUAAUGAAAUAAGCCAAACAGAACAAAUAGGUGGAAAUAUCAAGAAAAUCUCUUCUUGGAAAUCAGAUUCAAAACAGUUUUUUAAAUUCAUUUCAGAGACCAAAGCUGAGUGUAACGAGACACAAGAUCAUCAAUCUGAAACAAAAGACAAAGUCAGCGAACCUGAACCAAAGAGACCAAAAAUUCAACAUAUAUCUUGUACUAAAGACAUUGAUAAAAGUUAUGAUAAAUCUUCCUCACCAUAUACUAUGUCAUGCAAAAUAGAAAAAAAGAACAAAUGCUCUAAAUCUCUAGAAAAAAACAAAUCAUCAUCUCCUAAAGUAGAACCUCAAACAUCUGCUCCUGAGAAAGAGGAACUUAAAAGAAAAUAUGAUACUGGGAGAGUGAAAGAUGAUCAAAAACACAAGAUGAAGGGCAGCAGAGAAAUUUCAAAAUCUGGAGGCAAGGUUAGAGCGAACUCUGAUGUUAAAGGUUCUGAAAGAAGUCAUGGCAUAAACUUUGAAGUAGUAGACACCAAUAAAAAAAGAGAGCAUGUUGAUAAAAUUAAAACAAAAGCAAACAGAAAGUCAUCCAGUCGUGAAAAAAAGCAAUCGGGUUCUAAAUCAGAAAAAUUAAAGGCUCAGACAGAAGAAGCACCUAUUUAUUUUUCUAUGUAUGACAAAGUUAAAGCUCGUUCCAGUCAGAAUCAGAGUUUGAAAGAUCAAGCAGUUUCAGAUACAUUGAAGAAAAAAUUUGGUCAGCUGAAGAGGAGUCGUGCUAAAAAAGAUGAUAAAAUUAAGUCUGUAGAUAUGGACAGUGACUCUGAUGGUCAUAGUGUAAUUUCUUCUGAUCUAGAAAUUAAAUCCAAGGUAUCUAGAAAAGGAAAGCAAAGUAAGAAAAGAAAACUUUUUAUUGAAACCUCCUCUGAUGAUGCUUAUUCUCAGAGUGCAUUUCAUUUUGAAACCAGCAGAGAUACAAAAUUUGCAGGAAAUAGUAGUGAUCUGUUUUCAGAUUCAGAUGAAGGAAUGUAUAAAGAUAUUAGCUCUUCAAAAAUUACACCAGUUUCUAUGGCAUUAAAGAGAAAGAAGAUAAAGAAAGACAUUUCCAAUAUAGAAACAUCAAGUUUCCAAAAUGAACAAUCCCUAAGUCAUUCCUUUAUGAAAGAUAAAAAAAACAAACUUAAAUCAAAACAAACUCUUACAAAGUCUUUAAAAUCUAAAAUUGCUAAAUCUGAAUUCGAAACUUCAGAUGAUGAUAGGAUAAUGAAGCCAAAGUCUAAAAACAGAGAUUGCAAAAAGAAAAAAAAUAAAAAGGAUAAAAUUACUGAAAUUAAGUCAGAGUCAGAAUUUUCAGACAGUCCAUUUUCAUAUUUUAUGGCAAAAGAAAGAACAAAAUACAAAGAAGUUGUAAGUACGUUUAAAGAAUCAAAACUUGACUUGGAAAACUCGGACAAAGAGGUAUUCUUUACUGAUUCCAAAGAGAAAAAUAAAACAAAAAGUAAUACAAAAGAACCAGAUUUGCAUUCUGAUUCAGACUUCUCUAUUAGUGAUAUAUCUCAUUUUCUACAAAAGGUUAAUACAAAAGAAAAAAGUAAGAAACAGUGUCAUGAGAUAAAAUCUGAUUCAGAUUUUUCGGACACUUUUACAGGAUUUCCUGCUCAAAAGCACACAGAAAAAAAUAAAGGAAAGCCUAAAAAUGAAGGUAUUUGUGAAAAAGAACCUCCAUCUUUUACUGAUGUGGAACGAAAGUUGGAUCCAAAAGUAGUAAAGAAAGAAGAGAGUAAUUCUAAGAAUAUCAGUAAACUUGCAAAUGAUGGUCUAGACACCAAACAGAAGAUUUCAUCAAAAAAGAAGAAGAAGUCUCGAAAAUCAUUUAAAGCUAAAGAGAAGAAAGUCAGUUUAGUAAAAGAAGCUUGGGAGGAAACUAAAAAUUUAGAUGAUAAUCUGAAAGAAAGUAUUUUCACUUUUUCCAAACCUGAUGGUGUAGAAAAAAAUGGAGAUACCCUAAAUGAAUGUGCAGAGCUUCCACCUCGAUUAAGACCACGAAUCUUUUCAGACGGUGAAAUCAAAUCAGAUUAUAAUACUCAGGGUCAAUUACCUAAUAUUUUGAUAGAACAAAACAAUUUGAAAUCAAAUGAAAAAGGAACCAAAAAUAUCUCUAGAGAUAAAAAUAACUGUUCUUCAAUAACACUGGAUUUGAAAGAUAAAACACUCGAGGAAGAAGACCUUGGACCACCUCCUCUGCUUGAAAAUGUUGAUUUUGAGCACAGAGAGAUUGGAAAUGAAUACAAAAUUGCUGAAGGAAGCUCAAAAGUUGUAGUCCAAACAAAUAAAUCUUUCAAAGACAAGGCUGUAGCUGAGUUGGAUGUUUCCAUUACAUCAAACACAAAUGAAGGUAGUGUGAAAAAGAAAAAACAUUCCAAAACAAAGACAUCUGGUGAAGAAAGACAUGCUUCAUCAAAAGAUGAAAAACACAAGAAAAAAAAUAAGAAGCAGACUAAAGAGAGGAAAAAGAAACUAAAUAAGGAUGCAUGUAAAGAACAAGACUGCAAUCGAGCACAAACAACUAUAACUGAUAAAAAAAAAUUAUCCCAAGUAGAAAACUUACAGUUAUUAGAUGAAGACAGUAGGUUAUCAGAAGAUGUGAAAAUAGAUGAGGAAAUUGUAGAGGAAGCUAGAAAAUUAGAAAAAGUAUUGCUUGCAGAUUCACCUACUGACUCAGAGGAAACAUACUGUUUUGGAGAAAGUGAUGGGCAUUAUAGGCAAGAUGAUAAACAUGAAGAACGAAAAUUUGAAGAAGAAGCUGCCAAAGAAACCCAGAGAUUAGAACAAGAACUGUUCUCUGAGUCAUGGCACAUGAAAGUUAAUAAACCAUUUUCAGAUGAAUGUCUUCAUCCUGAAAGCAUGGGUGAUAAUUCUGUCAGUGGUUCUAAAGUAUCUAAUGCUAAAACUCUAAAAGAUCAAGAUUUUUAUACUGAUAUAGAAAUUAAUCCUUCUUCCUCGAGAUAUCCAGAAACUUCAUCUUUUCUUUUGCAAUGUCAAGAACAGGCUGAUUUCAAACUUGUAAAGAUUGGUGUUUCAGAGGAACUGGACAAGCAACAAAAAAUAGAAGAUGACCUUGCAGUUUCUGCUCUCUUGCAAGCUAUGAAUGAAGAUGAGCUUCCAGCUCCCGAACAUCAGAAGGAAACGGAUUUCUUAGACUCUCUCCUUCAGCCUCACCCUGAAGAACAUACCUUCGGUUACCUUUUCCAAAACUCCAGUUCAAGUGUGCCUGUUCCAAAUUCAGAACCCAAAUUAAAAAACCCAGAAACAAAGGAUGAUAAUGACUCUCAUCUUUUUGCACGACAAAUUACUCCUGUUUUACAAGAACUGGCAUCCUUAAAUGAUUCAGAUUUGUGCAUCACUAACAAAAUUUGUGAGGAAAAGCCUUCAAUAAUAGACAUUGAGGGGAAAAUUAAACCAAAACCUAAAAUUACACCAGAAAACGAAAGCACUGAGAAAAACAAGUUAGUUAUAGAAUGUAAUAACGCUCAAACAGAAAAUAAUGAUGAUGAGCUUUUAUUGAAUGAGAAUUCUCUCUUAGCAGAAAGCAGCUCUGAAUUAGUUAGUAUAAAAGUUCCUGAAGUGUCUGCUGAAUCUUUAUGUGUAAAUUUUGAAUACUCCUUUCAAAAUUAUGAAUCGAAUAACAGAGACUCUAAGAUCAACCUGCAGUCAUCUAUUCCACAAGUUCAAGAAACAAAAUCACAUUUUGAAGACACUGAUAAAUUUAAAGUUAUAGAAACAUUGAAAACUUGUAAUGAAGAACCUGUGCCUCCAGAAUCAAGUAACAGAGACUCUGAAGUCAACUUACAGUCAUCUAUUCCACAUGUUAAAGAAACAAAGCUACAUGUUAAAGUUACAGAAACAUUAAACAUUUCAAAUCAAGAACAUAUGCAUCCAGAAUCAAGUAACAGAGACUCUGAAGUCAACCUACAGUCAUCUAUUCCACAUGCUAAAGAAACAAAGCUACAUGUUAAAGUUACAGAAACAUUAAACAUUUCAAAUCAAGAACAUAUACAUCCAGAAUCAAGUAACAGAGACUCUGAAGUCAACCUACAGUCAUCUAUUCCACAAAUUAAAGAAACAAAGUCGCAUGCUGAAGACACUGAUAAGUUUGAAGUUAUAGAAACAUCAAAAAUUUCAAAUCAAGAGCCUGUUGAUCCAGAAUCAAGCAACAGAGGCUCUGUAAUCAACUUGAAGUCAUCUGUUCCACAAAUUAAAGAAACAAAGCCACAAGUUAAAGAUACUGAUAAGUUUGAAAUUAUAGAAACAUCAAAAAUUUCAAAUCAAGAGCCUGUUGAUCCAGAAUCAAGCAACAGAGGCUCUGUAAUCAACUUGAAGUCAUGUAUUCCACAAAUUAAAGAAACAAAGCCACAAGUUGAAGAUACUGAUAAGUUUGAAGUUAUAGAAACAUCAAAAAUUUCAAAUCAAGAGCCUGUUGAUCCAGAAUCAAGCAACAGAGAUGCUGGAGUCAAUUUAAAGUCAUUUAUUUCACAAAUUAAAGAAACAAAGCCACAAGUUGAAGAUACUGAUACUCCUGAAGUUUUAGAAAUAUCCAAAAUUUCUAAUCAAGAACCUGUUCAUUCAGAAUCAAAUAGCAGAGACUCUGAAAUCAACCUACAAUCAUCUAUUCCACAAGUUAAAGAAACAAAGCCACAAGUUGAAGAUACUGAUAUGUCUGAAGUUGUAGAAACAUCCAGAAUUUCUAAUCAAGAAUCUAAGCAUCCAGAAUCAAAUAACAGAGAGACUGAAAUCAAUCUACUGUCAUCUAUUCCACAAGCUAACGAAAUAAAGUCACGCAUUCGAGACCCUUGUAAGUCUAAAGUUAUAGAAACAUCCAGAAUUUCUAAUCAAGAAUCCAUGCAUCCAGAAUUAGAUAGCAGAGACUCUAAAAUCGAUCUUCAACCAUCUUUUCCACAAGCUAAAGAAACAAAGUCACAUGUUCAAGACUCUGAUAAGUCUGAAUUUAUAGGAACAUCCAGUAUUUCUAAUCAAGAACAUACGCAUCCAGGACCAUGGCAAUCGUUUGAAUUACUUAAUGUGGAUACUCACAAGUCAUCUUUAUUUUCAGAAGCAGAAAAUGCUUCAGAAACUGAACUUAAAACAACACGACGUAGAAAGAAAAAGGAGAAAACACAAAUUAAACAAGUGUACAAAACUGCCACUGAAGAAACUUCUCAGUCUUCUGUUGAAAUAGUGGAUAAAGAGAAGCAAAAAAUUACAUGUUCUCAGUUAGACUUAUUCAAAGAUGUAGAAAUAUUUCAAUCAUAUAAGGAAUAUAAUUAUAUCCCAUCCUGCACCAUUAAUAAGAUAGAUGAGCUAGAUAAAUUGUUGGAAAAAUCCACAAAUAGAAAAGUUUUGCUAAAGUCAGAUCAAGCUGAAGUGCAAGAAACUAUCAGUCUAGAGUCUCAGCAGGCUGAUGUCCUAAAAAUCGAAUUAGAAGAUAAUGGCCGUAAAGAAGGACAUGCUUAUGCUGAUAGCAAAGAUGACACUAAAGAACAUGAGUAUGUAAAGUCUACAGAGAAAGAAACUAAUGCUUUGCAACAGGGUUGCAUAGAGUCGAAAGACAAAAACAUAGUGAUAAAACCAGUGUUAUCUUUAACUGAGAGUAAAAUUGCAUGUGAAAAUGAUUUAUUCUCUAGUUCAAAGGUUCCUGUGGAUACAGAUUUGGAGAUAAACUAUUUACAAUCCAGAGAUACUGAGCACAAGAGUCAAGGAGCUGAACAUCAGACAAACCACAUAUUAACUGAAAGACAAGAGAUUACAACUGAAGAAGAUGACAAUGAAAUUCAUCUUGAGGAAUGUCUGAGUAGUACAGUAGAUCCAAAGCACAAGAGACCAUUGGAAAGACCAAAAAGAGGUAGAAGGCUUAAGACAAGAAAAUAUUCAGAAUCUUCGUUAUUUUUACCAAAAUAUGAAACCGAAGAAACUGAGCAAGUGUCACCUGCUAUUACAACCAGAUCAGUGGGACGUCGUGAACAACUGUCAUCUGUUGAUAAGAAUAUAAGAACUAUAUGCUCAGACUCCAAAGAACCAUUGGUAUCUGUUAAUGAACCAGUUCAACCUUUAGCCAAUACUGAAGAUUCUAUAAAUGAUCCACAGUCUAAGUCAUCUCAUCAAGAUGUAAACAGAAUUUCAAUCAGUGAGAAUGAAGGUUUGGUGGUUAAUUCUGAAGUCAGUAACAAAAAUAUUCAGUGUACUACCAACCCAAAAACAAGCUACUUGGAAGGACACAGCUCUGAUUCUGCUACUCAAGAAAAGAGUCAUGAAAUCAUAAAAAGGCAACCAGAAAUUAUUCAUAUGGAAGCAUUGGGUGAAAUUGCUAAACAUGAUGAACCUAAGAAAAGAAAGGGACGAAAAAAAAAGGGUUCUACAGAUCAUCAACCUCCUCUGCUUGCCUCACCGCCUCAUAUUUCUUCCUUUAACUCAGAAAAACUUGAUACAAAAAAUGGGGAGUUAGAAAACAAAGAUAGUAAACCCAAAGAACCAAGACUCCUUUUGUCUCUUUCAACUUCAGAAAAACCAUCAGAUCAGAAGUCACAAAGGGCAGAUAGCAAUGCCUAUGACGUGUUUGAAUUCAGGGAUUCAGAAGAUGAAGAAAUAACAUUUGAAAAAGAUAUUCAGUGUAGUUUCAAAGAAAGGAUGCAAGAACACAAAUACCAUGAAAAUGAGAAAGAAAAGAAAUCUGAUGAUAUCAAACAAAAGGCAUCCGUUAUUGAAGAGAAAGAUAUGAGUGGUAAAGAGUAUGUAACUGAGCUUGCCCAACAUGGUAAAAUUGCCAUUACCAUUCGUUUGCAUCAAAAAGAAGGACACGAUGGAAGCUCUUCUGGUACUGCUGAGGUUGUCAAGACUUCUCAAACUGUAUGUGUUGAGGAAUCAAAGUCUCGUCCUAACUUUGGAAAACCCAAAGAUGAAGUGUUACCAUCACCAACUUUAGAUGCAUUUCUCACUGGUCCAUGUAAAUCCACCAGAAAAGCAAUUCAGCUUCAGUCACAAAGUUCCAAAACAUCUGUGGAUGAGGUAAUUGAGGAUGUGAUUAAAGGUCAUUUUGAAGGUGCAGAAUUAUUUGAAGAAACUACAGAAAUCACAGGUGUCAGUCAAAGAUUAACUCGUAGAACUCAUGGUUGUCAUCGUAGUGGGGAAGCUCUUCCAAGACAAGAAGAGACACAAGAGGAGUAUUCUACAGUUAAAUCUGAACCAGUGUUUAUCAUUUCUGAUAACUUUGUGAAAGACCAGCCAACAGAAUCACUAAAGACACCUGUUUCACAGAGUGUCGUCUCAAACCCGAUAGAUUUCUCAGGCAGUAGCUCUGAAUUUGAAACAUCCAAACCAGAAACCAGAAUGCUUCUCCGAUCCUAUCGCAUCACAAGGUCAGCAUCCAAGAUUGAGUCUAGUCAUGAAACAAGUGUGUCACCUCAAAGUUUAUCUGAAAAUUUAGUAGAACAAACUGUUAAUCAGUCAGAUAAUGAGGCAUUAUUUUCUUCAGAUGUUUCCUGUGAAAAUGAAAGUUCUUUAACUGCACUUCCUGUCUUAAAGGUUGAACUUCCUCAGGUUGUUACAUCUGUGAAACAUGGUAAAAUAUUAGAGAAAAAAAAAGAAAGCACUUCUUCACUUUCCGGAAAAGAAGAUGAGACUGAUUCUCGGUCAAGUCCAACAGUUCUCAUUGAUCCAGUCACUGGGUUUCUCACACCGGUCAACAAGAAAGGAGAGCCCACUGGUGUCAUUAGGGAGACUCCUGACAUGUACGAUAGAUCCAUAAGUAAACCUUUAGGUUUGAGUGUGACCAACAUUGAUUCACAUUUAACUACUAGUAGCACAACAGCACGAUUAGUCAGUUCUUUAGAACACACACACCUCAUCAAAUGUACACCUGGACAUACAAAGCCCCAUCCACCAGUUCCACUCUCUAGUGUGAUAGAACCAAAAUGCCUGAAGCCAGAAAAGUUUUUAUCUUCAACCCUAACACCAGUCAUUGUCCAGCAAACUCAAGAAGCAACUGCAAAAACUCCAGUGUCCACUACAGCAAGUAUACCACAGGCAUCAGAGUUUGCAUCGGGUGAAAGUAUGACUACAAAACAUACCACACUUGUUUCCUCAGCAGUGCUGGAAACCACACCUAUAUUGGUUCAGCCUCACAUUACAAUUACAGGUUCAGUUACUACUACAACAGUUGUGUCUUCUCAGCAUGGUGAUAUGCUCUCCCCUACAAUUUUGGCAGCAAAAGACCUCGCUAUGGGACAACCACUUGUUCAAAUAGCUCAGCCGAUGCCUGGUUUGCCAAACACUCUUUCUUCCUCAUAUACAUCUCCCAUACAUGUAGCCUCAUCUCAAAGUCAUAGAACAUCCAAGUCAUCAACAACAGCAACUGUGCACAGUUCUCAAGCAUCUCUAAUUAGCCAUCAAUCUGUAGUCAAAACUAAAGCAACAACAGGACAUCACCAUGGAGAUAACCCCAUCAGAGAUAGUCAUAACAACCACACUGUGCUAUCAUCCAAAGUUGAGGGAGGUGUAAAAAGUGAAGUUGUUGGAGAGAAGUCUGAUCCACUUGUGAGAAAUAAUACAUGCAUUACAACAACCAGCACUGCCCAUCUCCAACCUCUAGUAGGUGUAAAACAAGAGUCAACGUGUCAUGGAACUGUACCACCUAAGUUCAAUCAAACUACUUCUGUAGUAACAUCAAGGACUGUUCAGGAAACAACUUCAAACACCCCACUCCUACAGACUUCUGUUACAGAAGAAAUGAGCCAACUCCCCAUUUCAUCUCCAGGCAGCAGGGAGUUAUUUGUAACAACAAGUUCAGAAAAGAAUGAGCAUCCUUAUCCUCCCAAACACAAUCCCAAUUACUUCCACCAACCUGGCUUUCCAGUGGGUUAUGAAACAUCAGUGCAUCCCGGUACAGGAGUGAUGGUAUCCACUUCUAGUGGAGGAGUAAUUGCUGAACUUUUGCAGAACCCACAUCUUAUAAAGCAAAGGAAAGAGUACUUAGCAGCUCAGCAUUCUGUUAGUGCACCAGGUAGUAAGGUUUCAGAAAGGAUGAGCAGUCAAGUUGGACGCUCUCCUGGUCCUUGUGGUGGACCUUUGCAUGCAGAUAUUGCUGUACGUGUGGGUAAUCCAACCCCACCUCACACCCCAACUCCACCAGUAACAUCAUCACAUUCUUUGCAAACACAAGAACUCCAUUCAGCACAUGUACCACAAGGAUUCCAUCUUCGACACCCAAGCCAGUCUCCUUUAAUAAUGGCUCCCCCUCACCCCCAUAUGAAUAUACAUCCAUCUGAUCUUCCUGCCUACAUUCACAUGUAUGCUGCCUCCCAUCCUCAUUAUGUAGCUUUACUUCCAGAAUUACGAGCACAACAUGAGGCACAGGCUAGAGCUGCUGUUGCUAUGGGCAUGACACCACAGUUUGGUUUCUCUCCAAUUCCUGUUCCAGCUGGAUUUAGACAACCAGUAGAUCCUCUCAUGGUACAUGCUGUCAUGUCAGAAAGCAAGCCUGAAAGCAAGGCAAACCAGAGGAAAGAUGACAAGUUGCUCCCCUAUAAGACAGUUAAAUUGAAACAAGAUAUAACAGAACUAAAGGCUCACGAGAACCAGGAAAAACAUCGACCUCACAAUACAGUAGAGAUUACUAAACAGCACAUCAUUGCAUCAGCUAUUCCUGGACUUCAGCCAUCUGGGCACUAUGAACAAAUAGUCCAUCAGCUAAGUCCUCAUAUAUCAAUACAAAACCAUGAAAGAAACACAGAUUCUCCUGUAUCUGGUCAACUAAGGCAUCCACCAGCUCACCUGUCUGGAUGUAGAGUAGAAGAGCUCAUACCACCAGAAGUUCCUUCUAGAUUGAUACAGCCCCUCAAAUCUGAGGCAGAGAAAGAAAUUAAACCACCUGCUGCUCACCAGAACCCACCCUCCACAAUUCCUUACCAUACAUUGAAAAUCAGAGGUAUAUCUGGGCAGUCAGUCUCUGCCAUUGGAGCUCCUUCUUCUGGACAUCUUGAAGGUCGGCCAGUUCAUGACCGAGCAUACACUGCUGGUGCCCUAUCACUUACAAGAGAUGUAGUUUCUUACUCGCGAAAACAUCUGGUCUCUCACCCUAAUACUGACUCCCAAAAUAAGACUCCAGUCUCUCUAAGACAGUAUGCCCAACAAGGACCAUCUGUUUCCCCAAAAUCUCUCAGCCUUAGUACUACUCCAUCUACACUAUCAGUAACAAGUGGAAUCUCAGCUUUGAGCCCAAGAGGUACAGUUUUAUCUCCACGGCCUCCAUCAGUAUCUUCUGGUGGUGGAGAGAUUGUCAGUUCGAGACGGGCGAGUAUUCACCUGAUGCCACAGACAGGGUCAGAAGCUCCUGUUUCAGCACAUGCCAUGUCCCAUCCUACGGGGGUGCCUCGGAUACAGCCAGAAACACCACCUCAUGACAGUCAAGUGCCUCCACAGGGAGACUCCCUUCUUUUACAGAGGUAUCCAGUGAUGUGGCAAGGACUGCUGGCUUUAAAAAAUGAUCAAGCUGCUGUACAAAUGCACUUUGUCUCUGGAAACCCUCUCAUUGCACAAGCAUCUUUGCCUACUAUGACAGAAGGGGGUACUCCUCCAGUAAGAAUAGCCCAGAGGAUGAGAUUAGAACAGAACCAGUUGGAAGGAGUUGCUAGGAAGAUGCAAAUGUUAGAAGAACACUGCAUACUCUUGGCUUUACCGUGUGGCCGAGAUCACAUGGAUGUUCUCCAGCAGUCCAACAACCUUCGUAAUGGUUUCAUCAAUUAUCUCCAACUCAAACAGGCUGCUGGUAUUGUUAAUGCUGCAGCUCCAGGCUCCCAGCAGGCUGCCUAUGUUAUUCACAUCUUCCCAUCCUGUGAUUUCUCUAAUGAAAAUAUGGCACGCAUUGCUCCAGACUUGCUCCAUAGUGUGAGCGACAUUGCCCAUCUCUUGAUAAUCAUUGCUACUGUGUAACUGUGGACAAGAGAGGGGAUCAUCUGGUGGGUUUAUCAACUAGAAACCUAUAAUCCAAGUUUGACCACUACAUUCUCUAUAUAUUUGAUCCUGGUAGGAAUGCAGGCUUUAUGCCAUCCAGCCAAAUUAUUUGCUGAAUUGUUAUAGAAAUGUAAAAUUCCUCCACCAUUUGCACUUUUAAAGAAAAAAAAAUGUUUUUUGAAACUAAACGCCUGAUGGGUUCAAGGCAUUUAGUUUUAUUAAGGCAGUAUAAAUUUUAUCGUGAUUUAUACAGUGGUAAAUUUAAUCCUCUGUGUUGCUGAUGUUUACAGUACACUGUGAAACAUAUAGCACAACUGUGAUGAUUGAUGAGGUUCUUUGUGCAGGGUUAAAAAGAGUACAUACUUAAAACGACAAUGUCACCAAUGCUUACCUAUGGCUCAAAUGUUGUUACAGCUCACUGCCAAGAUGAGUAGAUUACAGUGAAGGAUUUUUAUCAGUGUCUCCACCCUUGAAGUUUUCUCUCCUCAUGAAAUGCAGUUGAAAUUCCAUCAAGUCUUGUUAAAUUGUAUUGCACAACUUUACCUAUUAUCUAUAUUUCUGCAUUUACUAGUGUUCGAUGACUAAUUUUCCAAGUGUCAACAGAAACCAUGAAAGAAAGACAUUAACGAGAGAGAGAGGAAGAAAUUGUCCAAGCAAAGAAUUUGUUUGCAAAAUUCAGAAUAUGAUUAUAUAGUGGGAUAAUGUACAGUGUAAAUAUUAUCAGAUUAAUGUAAAAAAAAUAUAUACACAUUUCAUUUGUGUAUGUAAGCUAAUUUCAGGGAAGUCUAAUAUAAGCACACAUCCUGCAUUUAAUUAGGACCAAGUGCAGAAAAAUAGACAAUACCAAGAUUGAAAAACCACCCCGGCAGAACUUGUUAAUGACUUUAGUGUAUACCUAGUGUACAUUAUUAAUGCCAUAUUCACUAGUAAGAAGAUUUUGGGAGAGCUUAACAUGAAGGCAUAGUACAGUUCAUGGCAGUAUAUAUAUAUAGUGAUCAUGUCACUAUUCCAGAUAUUUGUGGUAACUUUGUUAGGGUUUCAGUUCAGAUCCACUUGUUAUAAUGCUGUUGCUAUUGUUUUUGUACAGCCUUUAGAUUUCUUUUGUUUAAACUAUUUAUGUUAUCAUAGGAGAAAACAGUAUUUUUCCCCCUCAAGUACUAGUAGUUUUCAUUGCAACUUGUACAGGCAUUGUAGUAAUAUAAUUUGAUUUUUAAGUAGCAUGUGAAUACUGCAUAACAAUGGUUUCAUUACUUUAGUUGGACAAAUGGUCAAGUUAUCAGUGUUAAAGUGACAUCUGUAUAAUUUGUAUAUACAUGUAUUGUAUUUGUAUCUGUACAUUCAUUAUUCAUCUUCAGACACGUUGUCACUUAUUAUCACCAUUUCAUUUGCUUUCAAAGUAAGAAAAGCUUGUAAAGUUGUUGAAAAAAAUUGUCAGAUACUUUCA
Messenger RNA from Limulus polyphemus (Atlantic horseshoe crab), 18223 nucleotides. RefSeq names its product msx2-interacting protein-like. Gene Ontology annotation, molecular function: RNA binding. The record is from RefSeq and is a predicted model, not a curated record. Lineage: Eukaryota; Metazoa; Arthropoda; Merostomata; Xiphosura; Limulidae.